This is a messenger RNA of Cetraspora pellucida, 879 nucleotides long. Lineage: Eukaryota; Fungi; Glomeromycota; Glomeromycetes; Diversisporales; Gigasporaceae. The record is from the annotation of a GenBank genome assembly.
AUGUCAAAAUUCAAACAAGAAUUAACAGACGUAAAAAUAAUACCAAAUUUGAAGGGUGUCAUAAUAUUUGGAGUAGCAUUUGCAAUUCGUUUCAUUCUUUUCCAGUUUUCUAAUAUCACUGAAAUAUUGGGAAGUCGAGUUGAAAUUGUGACGCCUGUAACAAGCUUUACCCGAUUAACCGAGGGUCUUUACUUAUUCGGUAAUGGCGUUCCACCAUACGAUGGCGGAGCUUUUCAUCAGGCUCCAUUAUUCCUCGCAUGCUUCCAGCUACUUAGCUACCUUCCAAACAUAUCAAUACCGUUGACUUAUAUAAUAACAGAUUUACUUAUAGCUUAUCUUUUGGCAGAUAUAACACGAAUAAAGCAACAUUUAUACAAAGAUUUUCCACGUAUAGAUGUGGAAUUAGAAGCAGGAAAACCAAAGGAAAUUGAUCCAUGGAUAGUAUCUGGAUUGUAUCUCUUUAAUCCAUUAACAGUCGCAUCAUGUCUCUCUCGGUCAACUCUUUUAUUCACAAAUCUAUCAAUCGUUCUUGGAAUAUAUUAUUCUCUUAGAAAUAACAAAAGUUAUGGCAUGUUUUGGAUUGCUAUGGCAACCUAUUUGAGUUUUUAUCCAUUAAUGUUAGUUAUACCUGCAAUAUUGAUAUUGACUAAUAAUACAAGUUUGUACAUCGGAUGGUUAUCAGGAUUAUUAAUUUUAUCUUAUCUUUUGGUCGAUUCAUGGGAUUUUAUGCAGUCCACUUAUGGAGUAAUCCUUCUUUUACCUGACUUAACUCCAAAUAUUGUUACAUGCGUUUAUCUUUGUUGUACCGAUAUCUCUGAAAUUCAGGAAUCAUCCGUUGUUUGUUGUAUUCCUUCUGAGUGGCAUCAUGGCUGUGUUUAA